Molecule: messenger RNA, 1168 nt
Organism: Erythranthe guttata (spotted monkey flower)
Lineage: Eukaryota; Viridiplantae; Streptophyta; Magnoliopsida; Lamiales; Phrymaceae
Product: epoxide hydrolase 2
Molecular function (GO): catalytic activity
Source: RefSeq, a predicted model, not a curated record
CUCUCGCAGAUCGGUUCACACACAUCAAAAUGGAGGAGAUAGAGCACAGAUCACUGAGCAUAAACGGGCUCACCAUGCACGUGGCGGAAGCGGGCCGCGGCCCGAUAAUCCUCUUCCUCCACGGCUUCCCGGAAUGCUGGUACACGUGGCGCCACCAGAUGGUCUUCUUCGCCAGCCGCGGCUACCGCGCCGUCGCGCCGGAUCUCCGCGGAUUCGCCGACACCACCGGCGCGCCGGCCAGCGAUCCGUCGAAAUUCACCACGCUGCACGUGGCCGGCGAUUUGGUCGCGCUCAUCGACGCGGUGGCGGCGGCGCCGGCGGACGACGGCGGGAAGGUAUUCGUGGUGGGGCACGACUGGGGGGCGGUGAUGGCCUGGGCGUUGUGCCUGUACCGGCCCGAUAAGGUGAAGGCUCUGGUGAAUUUGAGCGUGCCGUUCAGCCGCAGAAACCCUAAUCGGAAACCCAUCGAAACGCUGCGUUCCGUGUACGGAAAUGAGUACUAUAUAUGCAGAUUUCAGGAACCAGGAAAAAUCGAACAAGAAUUUUCACAAAUAGGUACAAAAAACGUGCUGAAAAAUUUCCUAACGUACCGAAACCCGGGCCCACUCCACCUUCCGAAGAGUAAAGCAUUUUCCGACACCGAAACUUCUCUACCGCCGUGGUUGUCCGACGAAGAUGUUAAUUACUAUGCUAGCAAAUACGACGCCACCGGCUUCACCGGAGCUUUAAAUUACUAUCGUGCCCUUGACAUAAAUUGGGAGCUGACAGGGGCAUGGAGUAGGGGUGAGAUAAAAGUAGCAGUGAAAUUCAUGGUGGGAGAUUUAGACCUAACAUACAAUUCACCAGGUACAAAAGAAUACAUACACAAUGGUGGAUUCAAGAAAGAUGUGCCUUUGUUGAAGGAAGUAGUUGUAAUGAAAGAUGUGGCUCAUUUUAUCCACCAAGAGAAACCUGAUGAAGUUAAUGCCAAUAUUCUUUCCUUCUUCAAUAAUUAUUCUUCUUCCUAUUAUUGUUCAGCAUUGUGAUUUUAUAUAAUUAUAUAUACAUAUGUACUAUAUAAUGUAAUAAUUAGUAGUGUGGUAAUUUUUCAGGUGAUGUUUUAUGUGUUUGAACCUAGUAUAUUUGAGGUGAAGUCUUUUUAUGGAUCUUUGUCACUCGUUUGCUUGUA